ACACACGAGAUUACCUGUGACCUGUGAAGUAAAAGAAAACACAAAAUUAUAAAAAAUUUAUUUUGAUGAAAGAAAAUUCAAAUUUUGUGUUCAUUAUUGUUUUUCACUUAAGUGUUGUUUACAAACUGGGCUAAAUGUAUUGAUUUAUAAUUACUAAUUUUCAGCUACGUUUAUUUCAAAACUUCCAUGGAAUCUCAGAGUCUAUUAGGAUCUCACAAUACUGCUUUAAAUAGCAGUGGAAGUACUGCAACCGUCACAGAUGAAGAAUGGACCGAAGAAUCCAGUAACAGUUCUUAUUCGGAUUCGGACAGCACAAUUCCAGAAUGGGAACCCUAUGUAGACGACUUCACUGGAGAGUUGUUAUAUAUAGAAUGCCAUCCAUUCGUUGUGCAAAAUAAAGACAGUAAAAUAAAUAAAGUCGCAACAUCAGAACCACUUACUAGAACAAACCUGAGACGAAGUACUAGGGGAAAGUUUUUAAAACUUUUAAGGAGACGAGAUAGUAAAAGAAAAAGUAACAAAAAUCAUAAAUCAGUGGAUAUUAGUGAGACAAAUACUUCUAAGGUGAAAUUUCAGGAGCUACAUGAAGGAGAAGAGAAAGAGGUAAUGUUGGAAAUAGAUGCUGAGAACCGACACAACCUUAGUAGUGAUAAAUCUUUAGCAGAAUCUUUACUAGGACUGAUUGUAAGCACAUUAUCUGAUGGAAACAGGGUAAUGAUUGCUGGAUUUUCAUAUGACAGCAAAGCGAAACAGGAAAGGAACAUAAAAAUUGGUGACUGGUUGAAAAGUAUCAACAACAUUGAAGUAAAUGUUCAAAAUUUAGAUGAUAUUCUCCAAAAAUUUAUAAAUAGGGAUGAAGUUCUCUUGAAGUUACAAAGAGUUGCUGGAAUUGAAGUUACAAAAGAUCCUCCUAUAAAUGAACUGAAUAUAGAAUCUGAUUUUGUUAGGGAACUGCUAAAUACCAAGUCAGAUGAAGAACACAUGCUUUUUCAAGCUCUGUGUAAUCAUCCAGUUGGUGUUGUUUAUAUUAAUACAGAAAAUCUUAGUGAGAAUAAUCAAAAUAAUGAAGAUGUUACAUACUGCUUUCCUAGACCUUUACAGAAAAAUAUUUUAGCUACUUCCAGAGGUAUGUUCAUAACAAUUAAUCAUUUAUUGUUUGACUUAACAAAAAGUAGACCCAGAGUGACCACCAUUAAAUGCAAUGGUCAGUUAACCAAUGUUGUGUUCACAAAUGAUGAAAAAAACCUAUUACUCCUUAUGUUGCCAGACAACCGAGUCUCGAAACAAGAAAUAUUGUUGUUAAAUAAUGAAAUUAUUAGAUUAUUAAAAUUCUGCUAUGAAACUAUUGACAAAUGUUUCACAACUGAAAAAUACCUCCCUCAAGUAGACCACUUCUUUUCAAAAUUUUUUGCAAGAACUCUUAGUAGUGGUUUGUGGAGCACAGCACAACAAUCUUUGGCUUUGGAAAACCUAGAAUCAAAAGCAAAAGAAGUCAGCCCCUGUCAGUUUGAGGACUUGAUGCCUGUUGCACCUACUUUGUGUCUGCCUGAUGAGGCUCAGCUUCAGAUAGAUGAUGCCUUAUCAGAAUUAGAGGCAAGUGAUUAUAGAGACUGGAAUGAAGACCCAUUAGACUGUCAAAGACUGUUCACGGUUCUGGGCAGUGCUCUCUUUCAUUCAGGAUACCUGUUGGCAUCACAUUUUAUUCAUGAAGAUUUGAUAGAUGUCUUUUGUUUCUGCAAACAGCAAGGAUUAUUCCAUUUAUCAAGAACAGAACCUAUAAAAUCGCUUGUUCUUUGGAAGGAGGUAUUUCCAUCGUCUUGCAACAAAUUGGAAAAUACAAAAAUUGUUAUUCCUGAAGGAAGAAGGUAUUUGUUAAUAGUGGAAAGUGGAAAAGAUCUACUAGCGGUGAUAAUGGAAGCCGGAGGUUGUACAGAACCAUCUGAAGAAAACAUGGGCCCUGAUGCAUUCUAUGUAGAAGAAGCGCAAGCUACUUUAGCUCACAUCCAAGAAUUAGGUUUGGGAGAACUGGCUGAAAGACUGUUAUCCUUAGAUCCCAACCCCCAGAUAGCUCAACCGUUACCACAAAACAAUAGAAGAAAAAGCGAUUUCAUGAACUUAGGCUUUUCUAAGAGUGGACUGGCAUCCGGAAAGGAUUUAUCUAUACUGCCCAAAAAGAACGAAGUGACAUCAAUUCUGAAGAAAAGAAGCACCGAUAUUAACUUUGUGGUACCUUCUGGCUCUUCUAGUUCCUUGCAGGAUGAUUCCUUCGACGGACAAUCGGAGGGUUCUGGAAGUCAAGGGGGCUACAGCGAAAUAAGCGACGAUUCCAGAAAGAAUUUCAAAAAAGAUACGAAGUUUGAUUCUAAUGAAGAAGAAUCAGAUACUGAUGAAUAUGGGGAAGGUAGUCAGGUCAGCGUUGCCAGUUUUGACGUGUCAGAAAUUCGUCAGUACAUUUUAUCCGAGAUGGAAGGCUUCCAACCUGUACAGCUCACUGCCGGAAGUGAAAAAAUUUUAUACCACUUCGUCCAGUUGAACAUUUCUGAAGGGGUAUUAUUAUGCCCGCCUGAAACUCAAAAUCCAUCACCAACAUUCAGUUUUAUACUGAAUAAUUUUAGAAAUAGCUGCCUCAAGAUCCAUUUUCUGUUCCAAAACACAGUGAGAUUCAAGAAUAUACCAGCUCAAGAUGUUGCAAAAUCUGUUAUUAACAAAAGCCUGAUUUCUAUAAAAGAACAUGGUAUAUUAUUCGAAUGUCCUUUCCUGGACGAACAAGAUAGCAAGAAAAAUAAAAUUAGAUAUUGGGUUGUCGGGAGACUCUUUUACAUGCCACAGCCUAAGGAGCUCUAUGUAUGUUACAGAGACGGCAUCCCCCAAAAUAUGGUUGAAAUAGCUUUUAAGUUAAAUAUGCGGACUGUAACUUGAUUGUGAGUCUAAUCAAAUAAUUGCUAAAAGUAUUAUUUAUCACAAAAUUAGGGUAGAUAUCUAAAAGACUUAUAUACUGUAAACCCUGCUAUAAUAUAUAUUUUUUUAAAUUUGUAUUAAUUUAUGUAUUAAUUUACAAUUAAGCGAUUUUAGAAAAUAA
Messenger RNA from Diabrotica balteata, 3079 nucleotides. Lineage: Eukaryota; Metazoa; Arthropoda; Insecta; Coleoptera; Chrysomelidae. The record is from the annotation of a GenBank genome assembly.